Molecule: messenger RNA, 4328 nt
Organism: Epinephelus fuscoguttatus (brown-marbled grouper)
Lineage: Eukaryota; Metazoa; Chordata; Actinopteri; Perciformes; Serranidae
Gene: rhoca
Product: ras homolog family member Ca
Exons: 5
Coding region: 160-741 (193 amino acids)
Biological process (GO): small GTPase-mediated signal transduction
Cellular component (GO): neuron projection
Molecular function (GO): GTPase activity; GTP binding
Source: RefSeq, a predicted model, not a curated record
GCUCGCCUGCCCCGUUUCUCAGCACCCUCUCUGUAAAAUUAGCGAAUACUGCAGCAAGAAGUGAGUGUGUGCAUGUGUGUAUGUGUGUGUCACGAUCAAGAGGAAAGAGCAAGCGGGGAUUAAUAUUUAUAAAAACCUCUCAUCUGGCUGCUGACAGAGAUGGCAGCCAUUCGGAAGAAGCUGGUGAUUGUCGGGGACGGAGCUUGCGGGAAAACAUGUCUUCUCAUUGUUUUCAGUAAAGACCAGUUUCCUGAAGUCUACGUCCCAACAGUGUUCGAGAACUACAUCGCUGAUAUCGAGGUUGAUGGAAAACAGGUGGAGUUGGCGCUGUGGGAUACUGCAGGCCAAGAGGACUACGACAGGUUGAGGCCUCUCUCCUACCCUGACACAGAUGUCAUCCUCAUGUGUUUCUCCAUUGACAGCCCAGACAGUUUAGAAAAUAUCCCUGAGAAGUGGACGCCCGAGGUAAAGCACUUCUGUCCCAAUGUUCCCAUCAUCCUGGUGGGGAACAAGAAGGACCUGAGGAACGAUGAGCACACACGGAGAGAGCUGGCCAAGAUGAAGCAGGAGCCGGUGAAGACAGAGGAAGGCAGAGACAUGGCCGGCAGGAUCAGCGCUUUUGGCUACUUGGAGUGCUCGGCCAAGACCAAGGACGGUGUUCGGGAAGUGUUCGAGAUGGCCACCAGAGCGGCGCUGCAGGUCAGGAAGCGCAAGAAGAGAGGUGGCUGCACGCUGCUGUGAGCAGUCCACACGCCAUCAAAUCAACUGACCGAUAGGAGAGAAAAAAAAAAGGACUGACCUUUUACCAAAUGGCAUCUUUGUACUGUAUCUCGCAUUUCACGAUAACACGCAGGCAGAAUCAAAUGCAAACAAACAAAAUACAGGAAACGGACUUUGUCUAUAUUACAACCGUGGUUUAGAAAUUGAUGUUUAAAGUUGAUUUGCAUUUGUUUUUUUCCAAACUCUGUCUUCACCCGUAGAAUGUUUUCCUACUUGUUUUUCUUUAUAUUUGUAACGUAACGAGGCAGUGAUAGAUGCACAUAUUUGUAUGCAAUAUUCUUCACGAGCUUGAGCGAGCAGCACCCUUCAUGGCUUGUAUAAAGUCUCCAUGAGUAAAAUCCAGACUGUCCUGUUAGUGUCACUUCUGUUCAUCAUGGUAGUCCUGAUCUUUGACCAUAAGAGCUAGUGCCUUUUUUUUUUUCCUUUCAAGUUUGUACGCCACCAUCUCUGUUUGUCAGCUAGUUAACAUUUGAGCUGAGGGACUCUCCAUUGUACUGUAGCUAGUGUUGUCAUUGUGAAACCUGAGCAAAGCCACAACGAAGGCUUUCAGUGCUGGUGACUCAUCGAGCACAACAAACGGUUGCUUGUGUCGUUUUCGUUAGUGCUCCCUCAACAUUUGCUCAUUGAGGAUAAAGAAAGUAGCUGCCUCAUGUAAACAAACGAGAUCUGAUUAUUAACAUGCAUCCUUCAUAACUAUCUGUGCAGUGGACCUAGAUGGGGGGGGGUGAGAACCGGCCAAUCGAGACACAAGCCAAUAUGACUCAACUAUGCACAAUGGCUGUUAGGACCAACAGGGAGAUGACACAGCUGAAACAGAAACGAAGGCCAAAGCCUGGAGAAACCUCCCUUGUUUGUUUAUUGCGGGUGACCGAGUUCAGCUCUCCUCCUGCUACGAUUCAAGCCAGCCGGUCACGCCCGCUGUUGGAAUCCGCAUGUUGGACGGGUUAGCCCAGUCGUGGAAAUCACGUCUUGUUAGAGCUGUUGGCCUUGGCGUGUGGAUGUUUCCAGUCGGGUGACAUUCUUUACAUGUUUGAGAGGAGCUGUCUGUGUGAGGAGUUUGUUUUUCCCCGGUGCCUUCUCUGUUGCGGUGUGCCUUUUGGUUGUUCUCUCCCAGACCAGAUAGACCAGCUGCUCCACGCCACCCCCUGAUAACUGACUGACGAGGUCAAGAAUGACCCAUCUGACAUGUUUCACAAAGCUGUGUUUCUAUAAAUGGCUUCAAACAUAGACUUGAUUAAGGAGGAUGUGUCAUUAGUGUCCUAAACUUUAAGUCUUCAGAAGAUAAAUAUUACGAUCCUAUCCAUUAAUGCAGUCUCAUCUCCAUUAUCUUGGCAGUUAACAUAGGUUACAUCAAUUUGCAUCAUGUGCUUUUGCGUCUGGGAAAAUUACAUAACUUUUAUAGCACAUUUCUUCAGCAUCACUGGAAAAACAUCUGUCUGCAGCCGUAAAGAUCGUCUUUGAUGUUUUAGAGUUGUGUGUCACUGCCAAAGGAAAGUUAGUGCAACUGUGGAAAAAUGGAAACUGGGUUUAUUCGUCUGUCUUUAUCCUGAUCUAUGUCGGUCUUGAUCUUCGCUUCUUGGCAAGAAACAUUUGAUGUUUUAUGGCUCAAGUCAAAGGAGCAGAAUAUCAUCAAGGGUCCACGAUGAACUGUACUUUAAGGUUCAGUGUGUUGGAUUUAGGGGGGACAUGUUUUCUUAAGUGUAUAAUCACCUGAAAAUAAGAAUCUUGUUUUCAUUACCCUAGAAUGAGCUGUUUAUAUCUAUAUAGGGAGCAGAUCCUAGUCUAGAGAUCACCAUGUUUCCCACCAUGUUUCUACAGUAGCCCAGAAUGGACAAAACGGACAGCUCUACAUGGGGCCAUUCGUGGUUUCGUAUCGGCCACCAUAGUUUGCAUCCUUCUACGAGGAAAGUGUUUCAAAAUCAUUUUUAUUUUUUACAUAAAAAUGCUUUAUUCAGUGUUUUCACAAGUUUUAAUCACUCGGGGUCUCAUUUAUACACAUUGCGUAUGCACAAAACGAGGCCUGAAAGAGGCGUACGCCACUUCCCACGCAAAAUUUGUGAUCUUUAAAAACAGACUUGAUGGGAGAAACUUUGACCUAGGCUUACGGACAUUUUGGAGACAGGAAAUUGGUGACACAUGGUGAGGUGGAAGCCUGAUUGUAGAAAUUGUCAAUUAUUUUCUGGUGCACACCAUUUUCGGCUUUUGUCCAUACGUACAUGUUUAAUAUGGAUCCUACGCAUUGUCUUAUAAAUGAGACCCCUGGUCUGUUUCGGAGAGGAAAAGACAUCUGUGGAUCAUUCGGCUCCAACAGUCAACACUGAAGGAAUUCUAACCUGGAGAAGUUUCAGCUGGUUGCAGUCUGCAGUCCUCGCCAAUCUCACACACUGAACCUUCAAAGCAGCUUUUAGAGACCCGUCAAAGACCGUCCACUGGUCCUCAAUCGUGACCUGAAAAUCUUAAUGUCUUGAUAUACACUGCUUGAAAGGCCCAGCGGCUGUCCUCAGGCACACCUUGUUCCCUGCCUAUGUUGCUCAUUCACGUACUGUACAUGUCCCUUGGUUGCAUGUUGCCGUUGGUCUAAGAAGGAGGGGUGGAUGUUGAAAUGUGUGGUAUCUUUGAUGUUGCAUGCAACCUUCUUACAAUGCCAGUAAAGGCAACAAACCUAUCCAGCUGGCAGGAUCUGUGUCUGUUAUACUGUAAUGCAACUUUAUACCCUCUACUGGCCAAGCACAUUUAUGCUUUAACUGAGGUGGAGAAGCUACAACUUAUACAACUAUUCUUUUCCACAGCUCAACUGAGGCUUUGAUGGUAGUUUUUCUGCAGAGAGGUGGCUCUGAUUACAGUCACACACACACAAGCACCACUUUAAUGUUGUUACCUCCGAUCUUUCUAGAGUGGAUCCUGUUUUAACUCUUGUGCAUUAUUAUGGACAGCAACAAGCACACCAUAACAGACUCAGAUCCUCACAACUACAGGUUUUUAUCAAUGAAAAAACCGUGGGUCUUGAGAUAUGCAUUUCAUAGUUGUGGCAUGAUGUUCACGGGUCUCAACAAGCUUAACGCCAAGGAAUUCUUGGGAAUUAGGUGGUGGAGAUAGUUGAAUAACUCCCACAGCUGGAAGCACAGCAUGAUGAUGAAAGCAUUCCCUUCGAGCAGCAGAGGGCCUCGUGUUUGAACAUAUCACUAAGAGCAUGUACAAUACUGCUGUUUAUGUGUAUGCAGAUAAUGUCGCGCUAUAUCAGAAGUUGUCCUUAUGAUGUCGAUGCCUGCAUGAGAAAACCAUGGGUCUUUACAGUGAGCUUACACACACACACACACACACACACACACACACACACACACACACACACACACACGUCUUUGGGAUCAGCUUCUGCUCAGUGUUGUGUAACUUUUUCUUUUCUUUCUCUGGAAGUAUUUGAAAUGAUAAAGGAUCCAGAUUUAUAUAAAAGCUCAUUGUAAUAAUGCUUUGUAAACAGAAAGUGUUGUAGUGAAUGUUUGAUCUGAAGUGAACAUGAACAUUGUUAAUAAACUAUUUUUGAGACAAGA